Passer montanus (Eurasian tree sparrow) is the source of this 2669-nucleotide messenger RNA. It is a transcript of the gene TMEM70, whose product is annotated as transmembrane protein 70. NCBI's taxonomy places the organism in Eukaryota, Metazoa, Chordata, Aves, Passeriformes, Passeridae. Gene Ontology annotation, cellular component: mitochondrial membrane. Gene Ontology annotation, biological process: mitochondrial proton-transporting ATP synthase complex assembly. The coding region runs from base 1 to 1200 and encodes 399 amino acids. The record is from RefSeq and is a predicted model, not a curated record. The transcript is spliced from 4 exons.
AUGCCCAAAGCCAGCACUGCUCCAGGGAUCCCCUUUUCCGGCGGCGCCGGGAUUCCAAAGAGAGCCUUUCGGCGGAGAAACGCGCCUUUCGCCACCCCCUCAGCGGGAGCGCCCCGGCCCGGCCCGGCCCGGCCCCCGCCCCCGGGGAGUCCCUCGCGGCCCCGGCGGGGUCCCGCUCCCGCGGCCGCCCCUCACCCGUGGGCGCCGCUCCCUCCGCCCCGCUCGCAGGGCCGCGCUGUCGGCCCAGCUGCCUCCGAGCGCUUCCGCCCGGGUCACGGGCCGCUUCCGCCCGUGCGGCGCCCGUGCUCCCGGCGUGCUGCGCGCGCCGAGCGGUGCAUGCUGGGGCGCGUAGUUCCCGGGGGCACGCGGGUCCGCCAUGUCAGGGCUCGGGGGUGUGGGCCGACGGCGGCUGAGCGUGGGGGAACGGGCGCCCGGCUGGCCAGGGAGGCCCGUGGCAUCUUGGCUUGUGUGGAGAAUAGCGUGGCCAGCAGGAGCAGGGCGAAAGAAUGUUCGACACUGGAAUGGACUGCCCAGGCCUGCCGCGCCUCCGCCCCCGCCUCCGCAUGGCUGCGGGGCGCCGCGCAGCCCGCCUGCCGCCUCCGCGCCGCUGCCGCUGCGAGGCCCCGACAGGUUGCAUCUUUUCAAGGAGUGGCUGUCCGCAGCCUCAGCACAUCCUCCCCUCAUGAUCACCCAGAACAUGGAAGAUUAGUUUAUAAAGGAAAUUUGGCAAAGACAGUGUUGGGUGUGAAGUUUUUCUCUUACUCCACGAGCAUAUUCAACCUGCUCAUGAUGCCCUACAUCAUGUUCAAAAGUGGCAUUGGAGUGGAAAGUUUGCUGGUCCAAGCUGCCUUUUAUGGGCUGAUCGGGAUUUUUACAUUUGUCACUCCGGUUACUUUGCAUCUCCUUACAAAAGGUUACGUGAUCCGGCUCUAUUAUAAAGAUGAAGUGGACACCUAUACAGCCAUUACCUACAAUGCCAUCUUGGCAGAAAAAGCAACUGUUUUCCAUCAGAAAGAUGUAAAGAUUCCAGACAUCUCCAAGAUGUUUACAACAUUUUAUGCUAAAACAAAGUCAAUGCUUGUUAAUCCUACACUUUUCCCAAAUCCUCAGGAUUAUAACCAUCUCAUGGGCUAUGACAAAUCCUCAUUUUUUAAAUUUGAGGAUUUAGAGGCAGUAAAGGAAGCUGAUGAAAGGAAAUAAUUUGAAGAUAAUGUCAAGUAUCAUUGUCCAUAAUGCAGUACUAUGUAUGUGAAAGAAUGUAAAAAUCUAUUACAUUUGCUUAAGUAUCCGGUAGCUGGAGGUUUCCAUAUGCAUUUUGGAAUGUAUAAAAAGAGACACUUUUAAAAAAUACUGCAAACAAUGUGAGGAUUUCUUUAGAGUUAAUGACAAAAUAUAGUAAAAAAAGAAAAGAGAUGCUUAGUCCUGUCUUUUGUUUGUUUAUUCUUGGUUUGAUCGUUGGUGUUAGCUCUCCAGAGAAAUAUAAAAUGCAUGAGCUGUGUGGCAGUCUCACCACCUCUGUGUCAAAAGACACUCAUUUCCUAUCAAGUAUGUAGUUAAGAUGUUAAGUCUUAAAUAUUAAUUGUACUUAAUCUAAAGAUACCAGGCUUUUUGUUGCUGCUGGUGAUGGUAUAGAGGGAGUGAUCGUGGCUUUCCCUUCCCUUUGUGAGACCAUCAGUAGCCAGGAGCAGUCUCUGGAAAGCAGACAGGUAUUCUUGUGAAUUCCUGCUACAACUCCCUCCCAGAGGAGAGAAGAACAUGGGGAGAAUGCCUGUGUAUUUAUAGAGCAGUCAGUUCUAGCUUCUCAAAGGUACUCUCAGGUAAACUAAAGUCCCACUCUGAGCAACCCUGUCCCCAAAGGUGGAGAGCAAGAAGCUUCUCUUCUUAAGCACCGUGACAUAAGACUUGCUCUGAGCAUCCCACUGACAAGAGGUGCUGUCUUUGAAUCAACAAAGACAAUUCUAGCAGCUAAUGGUUAAAAUGGAUUCUCUCAGUAUUUACAUAAGGUGGGGAAGCAAUUGUGCCUUUAAAGAACACAUCUCUUGAUUUUCAGCAGUGUGAAGAAAGCCACUUUUCACUCAACUUGAGACGGGGAGUCUUUUUGUGGUACUAGACUGGUUCUUCUCCCUUGAGUGUGUCAAAGUUGGAUUUAAAUUUUUGAGCUGAAGGCACAUAAACUGGCAGAUACUUGUUUUCAAAGAAUGAAGGGCCUAAAUAUUUUGAGACAUAAAAGUUACUGAAUUGAAAAAAAACCCAAAAUUAAUCCUUUUGUGUUAACAGUGCCCUUUGUAAUAAGAAGAUCUGAUACUUGCUAGUAGUCAUCCUGAUCCUGCAAAUAAAAAAUUAUAGCUAACUUUCAAGCUCUUUCCUAAGUUGUGGCUGAAAAGAACUGUAUUUACAAGUCUAAAUGUCUUCCAAUACUAUUAUUUCAAUUUCCUUUUCUAGGAUGACACCACACAUGAUAUUAAACAAGUGUUUUGAAUGUUGCUUUUCUGACUGCCCUCAAUGUACUUCCUUAGUAAUUAAAAAGCAAAUUGUCCCAUCCCAAUAUUUUUGAAGCAGUUUUUUUGUAUUGGUACAACUAUAAUUUUAAAAGGGUGAUAAAGUCUUGUUAAGCCAGUAUCAUUCCAUGGGUAGCAAUAAUAUAUAAAUAAAGUUUUCAUAAAAUUAUA